Messenger RNA from Mucor mucedo, 717 nucleotides. RefSeq lists its product as uncharacterized. The record is from RefSeq and is a predicted model, not a curated record. NCBI's taxonomy places the organism in Eukaryota, Fungi, Mucoromycota, Mucoromycetes, Mucorales, Mucoraceae. Bases 1 to 717 code for a protein of 238 amino acids. The transcript has 2 exons.
AUGAACAAUCAAGAAAGUAUUGCUGAAGGCGAGCGUCUCAUUAUUCCUAAAAGAAGAGAACAGCAAAAGAAGGCCGAUGGAAAUUCCGUUUUGAGAGUCGAUGAAAAAAAACUUAAGAAGCAAAUAAAGAAACAAAUCAGUUAUGAGGCGGUAAAAGCCAAGACGAGAGCUGCGUGGGCUUUGUUGGAGAGUAAGGACCUUCUUGAAAACCUUAAGGUUUUAUGGGAUACGUAUUAUGGUGUAUGGAGACCAGAUAUGGCCUAUGUACAAUAUGUUGAACAUGUCUCUCACAUUUACCAAUAUCACAUCACCAAAUUAUGUUUGGAAGAUUCAUAUGGAUUGAGGGUAACUAUUUCUUUGAGUAUUCUGGAAAUGAUGUUCAAACGUUUUCCCGGAGUGCUCGAGCAAAAUUUUGACAGGGAAAUUGUCCUGGAAGCUCUGACGCCCUUGAAGUUUAAUCAAGGCAAUGAUAAAGAGCAGGAUAGUGUUCGUAUGAAUUUUGACUUUGCCAAAGCAGAUUGUGCAGAGAUAAAAAAAUUGCUGGAAGAUCGUCGAAACUGUAUGGAUAUUAACCUAGCCAGACUUGAUAUCAAGCACAAACUAUGUUUUAUGAUACAAGUUCACUUUGGGGCUUAUGAUUUUGAUUUUAAUAUCGUAAAAGUUCGAUCCGGUCUUUUCUGUUCUUUGUUUGCUCCCGCCUCAUUUGAUUUUCAAUAA